AACACUAUAAACCCUAGCAUCCAUUCUGAGUAAUUCUCUUAGGAACCCUUGCUGGAGAGUGGAGAAAGAUCUGCAGCGAAGAUGGAGGCAGCAAGAAGUGUGAAAGAUGUUUCACCCCACGACUUUGUCAAGGCUUAUGCCGCUCAUCUCAAGCGCUCCGGAAAGAUGGAGCUUCCUGAAUGGACUGAUAUAGUUAAGACUGGUAAGCUAAAGGAGCUUGCCCCAUAUGAUGCUGAUUGGUACUACAUCAGAGCUGCUUCCAUGGCAAGGAAGAUCUAUUUGAGAGGAGGUAUUGGUGUUGGUGGGUUCCGAAGAAUCUAUGGUGGAAACCAGAGGAAUGGAAGCCGUCCACGUCACUUUUGCAAGAGCAGUGGUUCAGUUGCACGCCACAUUCUUCAACAGUUGCAGAACAUGAACAUCAUUGACUUUGAGCCUAAGGGCGGAAGGAGGAUCACAUCCAGUGGUCAGCGGGAUCUUGACCAAGUUGCCGGAAGAAUUGCUGUUGCUUGUUAAGAGAGAUGAGUUCAUUCAAUUUUAUGAAUACAUGAGUUAGCUCAAACUUAUUGUUUCUGUUUGGACCUAAAUAGAUUUAGGGUAUUGUUGAAUUAAAUUUUGUGGAUGUUUUGCCUUUUCAGAAUCGUCUUUCUCACUAUGUCAAGUUUUGCCCUUUCAGUACCCCGAAGUGUGUAAUGUGGCAUAUCUUGCAUUCAAUGCAUCAUUACUUCAUAAUUAUACAUAAA
Solanum pennellii is the source of this 740-nucleotide messenger RNA. Its product is annotated as 40S ribosomal protein S19-3-like. The transcript has 4 exons. Lineage: Eukaryota; Viridiplantae; Streptophyta; Magnoliopsida; Solanales; Solanaceae. Gene Ontology annotation, cellular component: ribosome; cytosolic small ribosomal subunit. Gene Ontology annotation, molecular function: structural constituent of ribosome; RNA binding. Bases 82 to 513 code for a protein of 143 amino acids. The record is from RefSeq and is a predicted model, not a curated record. Gene Ontology annotation, biological process: translation; ribosomal small subunit assembly.